UAACAAGUUUGAUUCUAAAGUGCGUAAAAAGUGUUAAAAACUGUAACACAAAAUGGACAAUGACCAAGUUACUGUAACUCUGUGACAGUGAAAUGUUACAAAAAUAGUCGUUAACUGUGGUGAAAAGUUAAAAAAAUAGUUGUAAACUGUAGUGAAAUGUUACAAAAAUAGUUGUUAAUAGUGGUGAAAUGUUACAAAAAUAGUUGAUAAUAGUGGUGAAAUGUUACAAAAAUAGUUAUUGUGUUACAAAAUGAGUGAUGAGCCGUCCAAGUAUAGCAGUCAGAGCUUGCCUCGUCUGAGGAGGAAAGAAACAUGGAGGAGGAAGAAGCUGGACACAUGGUUCGGGCGUCCGAAGAAAGCGGGCGGCGGCCCCGAGCGCGGUUACGAUACGGUACCGCGCGCCGAGCACCGCGGCGAAGAAGACGAGGCCUCCGCCACUGCUGAGUAUAGGAGCAAGCUGGACGCGCUGGAUGAUGCACAGCUGCAGAGGAGGUUCGAGGAGAUGCUCUCCGACAUGAACCUCAGUGAAGAGAAGAAGGCCCCUCUCCGGAAGUACUCCAACGCGCAGAAGAAGCAGAUGCUUUUCGCGUACAAAUUCGUCAAUGCUCAGGCGGGGCGUUCCAAGCUGGAAAAGCCUUCAGACUACGUCCAGUACCUCAGCCAGCCAGAACUAUCCGUGGGGAAACUGCACGGAUGCCUGGAGAACCUGAGGAUAGCUCUCACGAACAAUCCUCUAUCCUGGAUUGAGGAGUUCGGGACCAAAGGCAUUGAGACGCUGCUUACUACCCUCAACCUGUGUUACACCAACGAUUCCCGCUACGACCGAGUCCAGUACGAAUGCAUACGAUGUCUGUCCGCUAUCCUGAACAACACGGUGGGAAUCCGGACCGUCUUCGAGUGUCGGGAGGCUCUACCAGUGUUAGCUAGAAGUCUGGACGCGAGGAAACCUCACUGCGCCAUGGAGGCUGCUAAGGUGUUGGCAGCCAUUUGUCUGAUUCCCAACGGUCACGAGAAAGUUCUAGAAGCGAUCACGAUGGCGGGAGAGUCUAGCAGGAAGCCUCGAAUGUUGCCCAUCGUUGAGGGACUGGAUACUAAAGCGCCGGAGAGCUUGAAGAACGGCUGCAUGCAACUGAUAAACGCCAUCAUCACGGAGCCCGAAGAGUUGGAAUUCAGGUUACAUUUGAGGAGCGAAUUCAUGAGGACCGGACUCUAUGAUAUAUUGGACGAAUUACGCGCGGGCGCGGAAGGCUCGCGUCAGAUCCAGAUGCACGUGUUUGACACGCAUGCUGCUGCAGACCAGGACGAAUUCCUGGCCAAGUUCGAUGACGUCAGAGUGGAUUUCAACGAUGCGAACGAGUGUUUCGAGUUGGUGAAAAAUCUAGCGAUGGACACGCCAGCGGAGCCCUACCUGCUAUCAAUACUACAGCAUUUAUUGUUCAUAAGGGACGAUGAGCUUAUAAGGCCGGCGUACUACAAACUCAUAGAAGAAUGCGUAACCCAGAUAGUUCUUCACAAGAACGGCUACGACCCAGACUUCAGGGCGACGCAACGGUUCAAUAUCGACGUGCAACCGCUCAUCGAUGGGUUAAUAGAAAAAUCUCGGGCAGAAGAAGAAAGAAAAGUGGAAGAAUUGAAGACCAAACUAGAAGCGGCGAUCGCGGCCCGGCAAGAGGCUGAAGCGAGGGCCUUACAUCUAGAAGACAGGCUCAAACAGGCCGCCAGUCCCACGGGGCCUGGUGGCGUCACGCAGGGAAAUAUCGCCGCUAUUGCUAAGGUGAUAGGCAGCCCCGGAGGCCCCGCCCCUCCGCCACCCCCACCGAUGCCCGGAGGAGGCCCGCCUCCGCCGCCGCCGCCUCCGAUGCCAUCAGGCGGAGGCCCGCCGCCGCCGCCGCCGCCUCCCAUGCCCGGCGGGCCGCCGCCGCCCCCACCGCCGCCGGGUUGCGGCCCGCCGCCGCCGCCGCCGCCCCCCAUGAUGGGCGGGCCGCGACCGCCGCCGCCGCCGAUGAUGGGCGGCCCGGCGAUGCCGAGGAUGCCCCAACCAGACGUGCUGCCAUACGGGCUAAAGCCCAAAAAGAAGUGGGAGGUCGAGGGACCUCUCAAGAGGGCCAACUGGAAGACCAUAGUGCCUCAGAAGAUGUCGGAAAAGGCUUUUUGGGUCAACGUGCAAGAGGAUAAACUUGCUUCGCCGGACAUACUCUCUGGGCUAGCGUUAAAAUUCUCAAGUAAACCAGUGGCCAAGAAGAACGAAGAUGCUGUUGAUAAGGUCCACACUCUCAAGAAGGUGAAAGACCUGAAGGUCCUGGACAGCAAGGCGGCUCAGAAUCUGUCCAUCUUGCUGGGUGGUUCCUUGAAGCAUCUGCCCUACGAGCGUAUAAGAACAGCUGUGUUGCAGUGCGACAAUACUGUGCUGACGGCUGACGUUUUGGAUUUACUCGUGCAGUACCUCCCCCCAGCGGACCAAAUGAAGAAACUGGCAGAGCUUAAAGACAAAUGCUCCGAGCUGGUCGAAGCUGAGCAGUUUGCCGCUACAGUAGCUGAUAUCAAACGUCUGGCGCCGCGGUUACGAAGUCUCGCGUUCCGAGAGCACUACGCAGAAACUAUUGCUGAAGUUAAGCCGGACAUAGUCUCGGGAACCGCCGCGUGCGAGGAGGUCAAGUCCAGCAAGAAGUUCGCCAAGAUCUUAGAACUGCUGCUGCUGUUAGGGAACUACAUGAACACCGGCUCCAACAACGCUGGCGCGUAUGGGUUCGAGAUCAGCUUCUUGACUAAGUUAACAUCAACGAAAGAUCUAGAAAACAAGCAGACGUUACUGCACUACCUAGUAGAGACGAUAGAAAACAAGUUCCCCGACGCGCUGACCUUCGCCGAAGAGAUGCCACACAUCGACAGAGCGGCGCGCGUUUCCAUGGAGAAUCUCCAGAAAUCUCUCAAGAAAAUGGAGAAUGACAUCAGGGCUCUUGAGACGGAUCUCAAUAACUCACGGGUGCCGCAGUGUCCGGACGACCUGUUCCAUGAGAAGAUGACUCCAUUCGCCAAAGAGGCGCGCUCUCAGUGCGACCUCCUUCAUUCCAUGUGCCGCAAGAUGGAGGCACUUUACAAGGAACUAGCAGAGUACUUCGUGUUUGACCCUCAGAAGUACGCUUUGGAGGAAUUCUUCGCUGAUGUCAAGACGUUCAAGGACUCUUUCACGACCGCCCACCAAGAGAACGUUCUUAUCCGGGAAACGGAAGAACGCGCGCGCAGGGCACGCGAGGCGCGCGCCGCGGCUGAAAGGGAGAGGCGCGACAGACAGCAUCGGUACAAGCAGUUUGUGGAUAUGGACCAAGCGCAAGAGGGCGUUAUGGACAGUUUGAUGGAAGCGCUACAGAGCGGAUCUGCGUUUAGCAGAGAACGGCCGAGGAAGAAAGCAAACCCGAGGGUAGCUGGAGCUGAAAGAAGAGCACAGCUGAGUCGGUCCCGCUCCCGGUCCGGACUCACCGGUCCUAUGACCGCGAGGGAACUAACGAAUGAACUCCUCGGAAACGCGUGACGAACGAAGCUCAUAUCAAGUGAUACUAGUAAAUAGUGAAUAUAUAGCACGUAGUUUGUAGGUACAUAACAAAAAGACAUAACCGACUCACACUUAACAUUGUAUCUUCAACUUUAAUAGUCCGCGUCAAUAGAAACUGGCGAUUUCUUAUGUUUUUGGGAGUUGGAGGUAAGAUAAAAAAGGCGAAAGAUUUAUACCAGAGUAGAUGCCGUAUGGUGACGGCAGAGUAGAAUACAUUUGUCACCAACCCCUACUCUUCCCGUGGGUGUCGUAAGAGGCGACUUAGGGACUACACAUCAAACAGAGAACGGGCAGCAGCGCUCUCUAAAAAAAAAAACAUCAAUCUUUUAAACUGCGAUCUCCAACCCGCCUGCCAAGCGUGGGGAUUAUGGCAAAACCCUCCACUAUAGUGGAGGAGGCUCAUAGUCCAGUAGUGGACUGUAAAGGGCUGUUGUUGAUGAUGAUGAUGAGGUAAGAUAGCCAGUUCCUCUGUGGUUGAGGAUACCGAGUGAAGCUCGCUUCCACCUUCGGCCUGAUCGUCACUUACCAUCAGGUUAGAUCCAGGCAAAGGGUUUCCCCGUUGUAGCUAAAUAUGCCCAAUAACCGCCUCUGUGGUCUAGUGGUAAGACCACCUGCUUCAGACGCAGAGGUCCCGGGUUCGUUUCCCAGUGGGGGCAGAUUUUUCUGUUCGGUUUGGUUGGUGGUAGGGCUUGUUCUAAGUCCGCGUGGCUAGCUACCACCAUCUUACCUAAGUCUGUCGCCAUAUCAACAAUGUUAACAGCAUUGUUGUGUUCCUGCAGUUAGAGGUAAGAUAGCCAGUUCCUCUGUGAUUGAGGAUACUGAGUGAAGCUCGCUUCCACCUUCGGCCUGAUCCAUCCAUCAGGUUAAAUCCAGGAUUAACAUUGACACCGGGAACUGUCUUCUUCUGUAUAAACCUAAAUUUUUAAAUAACUUAAAAAAAUCGAACCCACGACCUUACGCUUGCCGGGCGUUGUGGAAAUCCUUGGGAGGCCUUUGUCCAGCAGUGGACGUCUUUCGGCUGAAACGAACGAAGUCCUGUUUCCACUUCGUGAUAAGACCCCCUUUAUAAUUUACCAGAGGCAAAUGGAGGAUUUGUCCGCCUGAUGUUCGUAUAUUUGUCCCUUAGUCGCCUCUUACGACAUACCUGUGUAAAGUUCUAUGUCAAUUUAAGAAAUUGUCAGUUUCUAUUACCAUGGACAGUGCGAAUGAUCGCCACAAUACAAUUUUGAACCAUAAACAUAUGUUAAAGUCGAAAAUAAUUAAAACCUCUCCUGUAAAAAAAUACUUACAGCCAUAUUGGAUUAUGAAGGUGCUAUCCUUCUCUAAUCCUUGAAGUAUUAAAGAGAUAGAAAUACAAAUGUAGAUUUAAGUUAUAGUCCAGUUUUUCAUUUGGUCUAUUGGCUGAAUUUUAUGUAAAAAGUCACUUUUUAAAAGCGCUUUU
Messenger RNA from Ostrinia furnacalis (Asian corn borer), 4991 nucleotides. It is a transcript of the gene dia, whose product is annotated as diaphanous related formin 1. Bases 251 to 3529 code for a protein of 1092 amino acids. Gene Ontology annotation, molecular function: actin binding; small GTPase binding. Gene Ontology annotation, cellular component: actin filament. The record is from RefSeq and is a predicted model, not a curated record. The transcript is spliced from 26 exons. Gene Ontology annotation, biological process: actin cytoskeleton organization; actin filament polymerization. NCBI's taxonomy places the organism in Eukaryota, Metazoa, Arthropoda, Insecta, Lepidoptera, Crambidae.